AUGUCUGCCGAAGCUUCUGUUUCAUACGCUGCCUUAAUCUUAGCUGACGCUGAACAAGAAAUCUCUUCUGAAAAAUUAUUAGCCAUCACCAAAGCUGCUGGUGCUAAUGUUGAAGAUGUCUGGGCUUCAGUUUACGCUAAAGCUUUAGAAGGUAAAAACUUAAAGGAAUUAUUAUUCUCCUUUGCUGCUUCUGCUCCAGCUUCCGCUGGUGGUGCUGCUGCUGCUUCUGGUGCCGCUGCCGGUGGUGCUGAAGCUGCUGCUGAAGAAGAAGUUGAAGAAGAAAAGGAAGAAUCUGAUGACGAUAUGGGUUUCGGUUUAUUCGAUUAA
Messenger RNA from Scheffersomyces coipomensis, 327 nucleotides. RefSeq names its product ribosomal protein P1 beta (gene RPP1B). Gene Ontology annotation, biological process: translational elongation; cytoplasmic translation. Gene Ontology annotation, cellular component: ribosome; cytosolic large ribosomal subunit. The transcript has a single exon. The record is from RefSeq and is a predicted model, not a curated record. The coding region runs from base 1 to 327 and encodes 108 amino acids. Lineage: Eukaryota; Fungi; Ascomycota; Pichiomycetes; Serinales; Debaryomycetaceae. Gene Ontology annotation, molecular function: protein kinase activator activity; ribonucleoprotein complex binding; structural constituent of ribosome.